AUGUGUGUCAAAAGACCAAGUCUUGAGUAUGAGCUUCUACGACAGCUGCCUGUUCCUCAAAUUCGCCCACUUAAUUGCCAUCAAUCCAUUUUGGAGGCCUUUGCCGAUUCCAAGAGAGUACAUGUAAUUGAUUUCAGCUUAAAUCAAGGUUCGCAAUGGCCAGCACUUUUGCAGGCUCUCACUUUGCGUCCUGGUGGUCCACCGGCUUUUCGGCUCACAGGAAUUGGUGGCCACUCUCAGCCUGAUGACACUACCAAUGCCUUACAGGAAGUUGGUGGGAAGCUCGCCCAACUUGCAGAGUCAAUGGGUAUAGAAUUUGAAUUUCGUGGAUUAGUGGUCCAUACUUUAGCUGAUCUUGAAGCACCAAUGUUGAAUAUUAGACCCAGUAAUGUGGAAUCAGUGGCUGUGAACUCUGUUUUCAAGCUUCACCGUCUGUUUUCCAUUCCAGGAGCAAUUGAGCAAGUUCUGGAUUUGAUAAAACAAAUAGACCCGAAGACUGUGACCAUUGCCGAACGUGAAGAUAAUCACAAUGAGAGUGUGUUUAUGAACAGGAUUAAGGAAGCAUGGCAUUACUAUUCAACAAUGUUUGAUUUGCUGGAGAACUCAGAGUGGACUAAGCGCAGCACUAUAGACUUGGAGAUUGCUACACAGCACCUAGGGAGGGAGAUCUAUAAUUUGGUGGCUUGUGAAGGGACUAAGCGAGUAAUGAGACACGAGACGUUUGGUCAAUGGCGAAUGAGGUUUAACUCUGCAGGGUUCAACCUGGUUCCCCUGGGUUCAAAUACGUACAGACACGUAAACAUGCUAUUGGCCUUGUACAUAAAUGGAAAGAGAUAUAGAGUAGAAGAGAAAGAUGGGUGUCUUAUGUUGAGUUGGCAUAGUCGCCCGCUCAUCACCACAUCUGAUUGGCGCGGCUAUUUCGCCAAGUCUAAGGAUUAGUCAAUG
Messenger RNA from Solanum stenotomum, 945 nucleotides. Its product is annotated as DELLA protein GAI-like. The transcript has 2 exons. Bases 1 to 939 code for a protein of 312 amino acids. Gene Ontology annotation, cellular component: nucleus. Gene Ontology annotation, molecular function: DNA-binding transcription factor activity; sequence-specific DNA binding. Lineage: Eukaryota; Viridiplantae; Streptophyta; Magnoliopsida; Solanales; Solanaceae. The record is from RefSeq and is a predicted model, not a curated record. Gene Ontology annotation, biological process: negative regulation of seed germination; regulation of reactive oxygen species metabolic process; regulation of seed dormancy process.